AUGGAACAGCUGCUUGUGCCACCUGGUCCAGACAGCUUCCGACCUUUCAGUCGUGAGUCCCUCAAAGCCAUCGAGAAGAGGAUCGCUGAGGAGAAUGCCAAGAAGCCAAAGGGAGAGAAGAAAAAACGACAGGAUGACAAUAAGCUCAAACCGAGCCGUGACCUGGAGGCGGGCAAAUCACUCCCUCUGCUGUAUGGGGACGUUCCGAAAGGCAUGGUGUCGAGACCGCUGGAGGACCUGGAUCAUUACUACCGUAAUCAGAAAACUUUCAUAGUAUUGAAUAAAGGGAAGUUCAUUUUUCGCUUCAAUGCCGCUCCUGCCUUGUACCUCCUGAGCCCCUUCAACCCGAUUAGGAGAAUAUCAAUUAUGAUUCUGGUACACUCAUUGUUCAACUUGGUGAUCAUGUGCACUAUCCUCGCCAACUGUGCAUUUAUGACUCUGAGUCAGCCGCCUGAUUGGACGAAGAAUGUAGAGUACAUAUUUACUGGAAUCUACACCUUUGAAUCCCUAGUGAAAAUUUUAGCUCGGGGUUUCUGUAUAGGGAAGUUCACAUUUCUGAGGGAUCCCUGGAACUGGCUGGAUUUCAGUGUCAUUGUUAUGGCGUAUUUAACGGAAUUUGUACCACUUGGAAACUUGUCAGUUCUUCGCACAUUCAGAGUGUUAAGAGCCUUGAAAGCCAUUUCAGUCAUCCCAGGCCUGAAGACUAUUGUUGGAGCACUGUUCCAGUCAGUGAAGAAACUGGCAGAUGUAAUGAUCCUCACCGUCUUCUGCUUGAGCGUCUUUGCACUAGUGGGGCUACAGCUCUUCAUGGGCCAUUUGAAGAACAAGUGCAUAAUGGACCCAUAUUUAAAUUUCACCGCAAAAAAUGAAUCAGAUACCAUGAAUGCAACAAAUGCAAAUGCCAGCCAGUUCAACUGGACAGAGUUUGUACUCGAUAAGAAACACCAUUAUUAUCUCCCUGACAAACCCAAAGAUCCAUUGCUCUGUGGAAAUAGCAGUGAAGCCGGGCAGUGUCCAGAGGGGUACCUUUGCAUCCCGAUCGGAAGGAACCCAGACUAUGGCUACACCAGCUUCGACUCCUUUGGUUGGGCUUUCCUUUCUCUCUUUAGACUGAUGACCCAGGAUUACUGGGAAAACCUUUACCAGCAGACUCUGCGGGCUGCCGGGAAACCCUACAUGAUCUUUUUUGUACUGGUGAUAUUCCUGGGUUCCUUUUAUCUGGUCAACCUGAUCUUGGCUGUGGUGGCGAUGGCCUACGAGGAGCAGAGCCAGGCAACGCUGCAGGAAGCUAAAGAGAAGGAAGAAGAGUUUCAGGCCAUGCUUGACCAGCUGAAACGGCAGCAAGAGGAAGCUCAGGCAGCAGAAGCUGCAGCCAUAGCAGACGGCCGGAGGGUCAGUGACAAAGGUGGCGGCACUGAAAGUUCCUCUGACGCGUCCAAGCUGAGCUCGAAAAGCGCCAAAGAGAGACGGAACAGACGACGAAAAAAGAAGGAGGACGAGGGAAAGGGGGGCGAUGAAAAAUUCCCUAAAUCUGAAUCGCAGGACAAUUUAAAGAGGACACACUGCCGCUUCUCCGUGGACGCAAACGUGCUCAACUAUGACAUGAAAUGCUCGUCCAUGCACCAGUCCUUUCUGAGUUUUCGUGGGCCCCUCUUCUCAUCCAGACGGAACAGUAAAACCAGCGUUUUCAGUUUUCGAAGCCAAGCACCGGACGCGCGCUCAGAAAACGAGUUUGCAGACGAUGAGAACAGCAUUUUUGAGGACAGCCUGAGUCGAAGGGGGUCUUUCUUCCUUCCCCAAAGACGUGACCGACACAGCAGCAGUAUGAGCCAGUGCAGCUUCUUGCCACAUCUCCUUCUUCAACCCAAAGGGCUCAUGCACAGCUCUGUAGACCGCAAUGGGAUUGUCUCUCUCGUGGGCGGGAACUCCCUCCCAUCAUCGCCUCUGGGGCUUCAGCCGCCUAAAGUGAUGAUAGAUAUGGCCUCCACUGGAGACAAUGCUGACACUACAGAAACAGAGGAGAAACAGGCCACCGGUCCAGAGUUUAUGGAUUUCCUUGAGGGCCCAGAGAUCAGGCCGAGAACUCAGAGCAUAGCUAGUGUCAUAACCAGCACAAUGGAGGAGCUUGAAGAGUCUAGACAGAAGUGUCAUCCUUGCUGGUUCACUGUUGCUGAAAGGUUUCUCAUCUGGGAAUGUUGUCCAGCUUGGGUAAAGAUCAAGCAGGUGGUGAAACUGAUUGUGAUGGACCCAUUUGCGGACCUGACUAUCACCAUCUGCAUUGUUUUAAAUACACUCUUCAUGGCCAUGGAGCAUCAUCCAAUGACAGACGAUUUUUCCAAAAUGUUGACUGUUGGGAAUGUGGUGUUCACGGCCAUCUUCACCGCUGAAAUGGUCCUCAAGAUCAUUGCUUUGGAUCCGUACUACUACUUUCAGGAGGGAUGGAAUAUUUUUGAUGCGGUCAUCGUCAGUUUAAGCUUGAUUGAGCUCGGCUUGCAGAACAUGGUUGGAAUGUCUGUCCUGAGAUCAUUCAGAUUGCUCAGAGUGUUCAAGUUAGCCAAGUCUUGGCCUACUCUUAACACACUGAUAAAAAUAAUUGGCAAUUCAGUGGGAGCUUUGGGGAACCUGACGCUGGUGUUGGCCAUCAUUGUCUUCAUCUUCGCUGUAGUGGGCAUGCAGCUGUUUGGAAAAAGCUACAAGGACUGUGUGUGUAAAAUCUCUGACGACUGCACUCUGCCUCGGUGGCACAUGAGUGACUUCUUCCAUUCAUUCCUCAUUGUGUUCCGAGUGCUUUGUGGAGAGUGGAUAGAGACCAUGUGGGACUGCAUGGAGGUGGCUGGAAUUCCCAUGUGCCUCAUUGUCUACAUGAUGGUCAUGGUCAUUGGAAACCUUGUGGUCCUGAACUUGUUCCUGGCCCUGCUGCUGAGUUCAUUCAGCGCGGACAACCUGGUACCAGGAGACGAAGACGGCGACAACAAUUUACAGAUCGCCAUCGCGCGGAUUCACAGAGGCAUUGCCUUUACCAAGUCACUUCUGCGAAGUGGCUGCAACAGUGUGUGUCUGAGCAAAAAGAAAAAAGGGAAGGGUGAGGACAAAUCUCUGGACGAGCUGCACAAAGCUCUGGGACCAAAUGGCGUCCCCAAUCACAUGCUGAAGAAUGGCAACGGGGAUGUGACUGGAGUUGACAAAACUGGAGACAAGUACAUCGUGAACAGCAAGAGUGAUGAUUCCAUGUCUUUUAUCUACAAUCCCAGUCUGACUGUCACUGUUCCUAUCGCUGCUGGAGAGUCUGACUUUGAAAACCUCAACACUGAGGACUUCAGCAGUGCUUCCUCCGAGGCGGCCGCUUUCCAACUGUCUCACCCUUGUCUGCAGGCCGUAGAAGGUGAUGAGGACUUCAGCUCAUCUGAGGGCAGCACAGUAGACGGUUUACCUUUUGGAGAAGGAGUAGAUUCUGUAGACUUCGAAUUGGAAGAAACUAUGGAUCCCGACCCUUGCUUUCCAGCCGUCUGUGUGCAGAAGUUCAAGUGCUGCCAAGUGAACGUGGAAGUGGGCUGGUGGAAACUGUGGUGGACACUGAGGAAAACCUGUUUUCGAAUUGUGGAACACAACUGGUUUGAGAGCUUCAUCAUCUUCAUGAUCCUGCUUAGCAGUGGAGCGCUUGCGUUUGAAGACGUCUACAUUGAGAAGAGGAAGACUGUUAAAAUUGUGUUGGAGUUUGCAGACAGAAUCUUUACCUACAUCUUUAUUCUGGAGAUGCUGUUGAAGUGGGUCGCGUACGGAUUUGCCAAGUAUUUUACAAAUGCGUGGUGCUGGUUGGACUUCCUCAUUGUUGAUGUCUCAUUAGUCAGCCUCAUAGCCAACGCUGUAGGGGUUUCUGAUCUCGGCGCCAUCAAAUCUCUGAGAACCCUGCGAGCCCUGAGGCCCCUGAGGGCCCUGUCACGGUUCGAGGGCAUGAGGGUGGUCGUCAAUGCCCUGCUGGGAGCCAUUCCCUCCAUCUUCAAUGUGCUGCUGGUGUGCCUCAUCUUCUGGCUCAUCUUCAGCAUCAUGGGAGUCAACCUGUUCGCGGGGAAGUUCUACGGUUGUGUGAACCUAACCACAGAGAAGCACUUCCCUAUAUCCGAGGUGAAAAACUUCUCCGACUGCAACAAAACGACUAAUGCUCAAUGGAAGAACAUCAGAGUCCACUUUGACAAUGUUGGCAUGGGUUACCUUGCUCUCCUGCAAGUGGCCACUUUCAAGGGCUGGAUGGACAUCAUGUAUGCUGCUGUGGACUCUCCAAGCAAGCUAGGAGAGCAACCAGAAUACGAGGUCAACCUGAAGAUGUACGCAUAUUUUGUUGUUUUUAUCAUAUUUGGAGCCUUCUUCACGCUCAAUCUCUUCAUUGGUGUCAUCAUAGAUAAUUUCAAUCAGCAAAAGAAAAAGUUAGGAGGCCAGGACAUCUUUAUGACGGAAGAACAGAAGAAAUACUACAAUGCCAUGAAAAAGCUGGGCUCAAAAAAACCACAAAAACCCAUUCCCAGACCAGCGAACAAGAUUCAAGGAUACGUUUUUGACUUCACCACAAGACAAGAGUUUGAAAUUGUAAUUAUGGUUCUCAUAUCACUGAAUAUGGUGACCAUGAUGGUGGAAACGGCUGACCAGUCCAAACACCAGACCAAAGUCCUCGGCGAUAUCAACAUUGUAUUCAUUGUCAUCUUCAGUGGAGAGUGCCUGUUAAAGAUGAUCUCGCUUCGCCAGUACUAUUUCACUAAUGGCUGGAAUGUGUUUGAUUUCAUCGUAGUAAUUCUCUCAAUCAUCGGGAUGUCACUCUCGGAGGUGAUAAAGACGUAUUUUGUUUCGCCAACCUUGUUCAGAGUCAUCCGAUUGGCUCGGAUUGGCCGCAUUCUUCGCCUUAUCAAAAGUGCCAAAGGAAUCCGCACGCUAUUGUUUGCCUUGAUGAUGUCACUUCCUGCCUUGUUCAACAUUGGUCUCCUGCUCUUCUUGGUGAUGUUCAUCUACGCCAUCUUCGGCAUGUCAAAGUUUGCUUAUGUCAAGCGGGAAAGAGGCAUUGAUGACCUUUUUAAUUUUGAGACUUUUGGCAGCAGCAUGAUCUGCUUGUUCCAGAUCACAACCUCCGGAGGUUGGGACCUCCUGUUGUUCCCCAUUCUUAACAAAGACGAAUGUGACCCCAACUUUGAGCAUCCGGGCAGUCUUGUUAAAGGCAACUGUGGGAAUCGUCCGUUGGGCAUCGCCUUCUUCGUGAGCUACAUCAUCAUCUGUUUCCUCAUUGUGGUAAAUAUGUACAUUGCGGUCAUCCUGGAGAACUUUGGCGUGGCCACUGAGGAGAGCGCUGACCCGCUGAGUGAGGACGAUUUCGAAAUGUUUUACGAGGUGUGGGAAAGGUUCGACCCCGGUGCGACACAGUUCAUGAAGUACAGUCAGCUGUCAGAUUUUGCAGACGAGCUGGACCCGCCCUUACGCAUAGCCAAGCCCAACAAGAUUGAACUCAUCUCGAUGGAUUUACCGAUGGUGAGCGGGGAACGCAUCCAUUGCCUGGACAUCCUGUUCGCGUUCACGAAACGUGUUCUGGGCGAGGGUGGAGAGAUGGACAUCCUGAGGGCGCAGAUGGAGGAGCGCUUCAUGGCUUCAAAUCCUUCCAAGGUAUCUUACGAACCCAUCACCACCACCCUCCGCCGGAAACAGGAGGACUUGUCUGCCGUCGUCAUCCAGAGAGCUUACAGAGAGCAUGUAAAGCAGCAUCUAGGAAAGGCCGUCCAGCCGGCGGAAACAUCCAGUGUUGACAUUCAAAGGAGUGAGGAUCACAGUGACAAAGAAGACCUUGUCACGGACAAACUCAAAGAAGAUUCUUGUGCCGAUAAGGACUUGAGCCCGUCCACGGCUUUGCAACCUUCACCCGACAGCGCCACGACGAAUGGUAAAAACAAAUAUGAAAAGGACAAAAGCGAGAAGGAGGUCGUGACCAAAGAUGUGACAGAGGAAGAUGAGUGAGCAGAAGUUGAAGAUGCAACACAGACUUUUAAACUAAUGGCAAAAUGUUUACAGCUCUUGAAAGUGACUAUGAGACCCGUCGGACUCCACUGACUUGGAUAACUAUGCCAAACUGACAAUGCUUACUUGAUUCUAGAGGUCGGUGCCUAAAUUGGAAAAGUGGGUCAUUCAGGCCUUUGCGCCAAGGAUCCACUUGGGGUGUGUGGGGAUGGACAGCGUUAUUCAAAGUGUUCUGAAAGACACAUUAGUUGAUGCUUUAACUUCUAUUGCAGCUAGUUCUGCUAUCCAGUGUCUUGAAUUACUGUUAUAUCACUGACUGUUGUAUUACUUAACCUACUUAUUUUUCACAAAAACAUGUUUGAUGUUGUUGCUUUAAGAAUUUAUAGUUUGAUUAUUGACUUUUUAUACAUUUUUUUACUCUUCAAAAGGGGUCGUUCCUUCAGGUACAAAAAGCAGCACAGCGUUAGAGGCUAGCCGAGCUAACUAAUUUAGCAGAUCUAUUAAAUCAUGCCAGAUUAUUGGUUGAUUAGAGAUGUAAAUCUGCAUGAAUGUCUCUCCUUGAUUAUGCAUGCAAGAGUGUACUCUUUUACCCGUGCUCUCUUCGAGUCCGAAAUGUUUUAUGAUGCAAAGUGUAGUCAUGACGCGGCUGGUUUCAGUGCUUUACAGCAGCACCACCUGAACCUGCAACCGUCUGAACAAAUACAGCCGAGAGUGCUGAUUGUUUAUCAGUGUCAGAGCUGUAACCUUUGGCAGAAAUGCUUUGCACAUUGUUGAAUCACCGAAUCCGUCACACAUGUCGUGUCGGUCUCCUGCACUCCACCCAUGUAAUGUUUAAAACACUGUACAAACUUUUAUCAAGGGACUAAACUUUCCAAACUGGAGACUCAGAAAGGUCAUUUUCUUAGUAUUGUUCCAUGGCGAUUUGUCUUUGUUGGUAUUCUGUAAAGAAAUGGUGAAUUAAAUUGGACAAUUGAUUCAUUCAAAAGAAAGUAUACCAGCUAUUUUUCAAAUAAUGGCUAAAGGAUUAGAUUUCUGUGCUCUCAAAAUUGUUGUUUCGCAGUUUAACUUCCAUUCCUUUUAUUUAUCAUGACAAACAUCUCAGAUGGGCGAAACGACGGCUUUCAGCGCUCCGGUGAUCUCAAGGACAUGGCACCACACAUCUCACGUGACCUUCGCUGUUUCCUAAUUCUGUUUACAUUUUAUAUUGUUGUCAUUUUUCUCGGUUCAUCCACUUCCCACGAGGUCCACCCCCAGACUGUGUCACAGCUGCAUCUGUCGAUCCAUGUUAUAGGAGUGUAAUUCCAUCCAUGUAACUCUGUUUUGCAUGUAAUUAAAACGUUCAUUACCUAUUCUGUACUUUAUACAUAAUGAAAGAAUGUUUUGAUUACAGACUUUACCAUCUUCCAACAUUUAUAUGCAUAAUGCUUGUGAUGUAUAACAAACUGCAUGAGAGACACUGCUAUAAUCCAUUUCAAUGAA
Messenger RNA from Salarias fasciatus (jewelled blenny), 7467 nucleotides. It is a transcript of the gene scn1laa, whose product is annotated as sodium channel, voltage-gated, type I-like, alpha. Gene Ontology annotation, cellular component: plasma membrane; voltage-gated sodium channel complex. The record is from RefSeq and is a predicted model, not a curated record. Gene Ontology annotation, biological process: neuronal action potential; sodium ion transmembrane transport; membrane depolarization during action potential. Bases 1 to 5988 code for a protein of 1995 amino acids. Gene Ontology annotation, molecular function: voltage-gated sodium channel activity. The transcript is spliced from 26 exons. Lineage: Eukaryota; Metazoa; Chordata; Actinopteri; Blenniiformes; Blenniidae.